GCGUGAUGCUCAAGGUUGGGGGCGCUCAGGUAAGUUUCGUGCUGCUGUUGAUGAUGUUGAUGUUGUACGAUAUUAAUAGACAUUGUGUAUAUAUAUCUUGAGAUCGCAUCGUUUUCUUUCUAAUUCUUUUCUGCGUGUUUUUUCAAUUUGAGUGAUGUUUUGAGCGAUUUUGUUUUAUAUAUCUACGAACCUGCCUGCGAAUCGAAAGGAAAUUUGAGAGAAGGAGAAGACGAGGCUGAGAGCCAAGAAAUAUGUCGACUUUGGACAACCUCAACCAAAAUGUUUUUGGGCUCGUGGCAUUGAUUGUUGCGGUAAUAGCACUUUUGACGACUUGUUUGCAGGUGGCGCAGCAAUAUUUCUCUAGUGCAGAGGGCUAUAGACGAUGUGCCGAGUCAGUGAUGGGACUUUGGUCCGGGGGAACUCAUCGACAGUUGAGGAUACGCGAGUUUCGAGUCGAGGUUGUUUUUGAAGUUCCAGUCAUAUUUGUUGCGCCGCCCAGCAAUCAAAGGGGUCCAAUCAUGAAUAGACCAAUUCAUUAUAUCGAUGGCACUCCCGAAUCAUACAAGAAUACCAAAGUUCGCCAACCGGACGAUCAAGAGAAGAAAGAUAGAGAAACUAUUCAACGGAUUCACACGGCGGAUGAUGAACGGGCAUCUUGGGUUACCUUACUAUCCAGUCUACAACAUGAAGAAUCAGAAUCACGAAAAUGGGACGAGGAAACUCGAUCGGAAAGACCACCAAGUGAUGGACGUAAAUCGAUAGACGCUCCAAAGUACGAAUUAGCUGUGGGUUUACAGGUCAAAACUCGGUCUUGGGAUUUCGUCCCAGCUAGUAUGACUAAACCGUAUGCUACAUCUGCUAUAUGUCACCUGGUGGAAAUGAUGGCAUUCUUAGGAAUGUAUUGGAAGGUAUUUGACCAAAUACAAUGGAAUCUCAGAGCCGAAGGAAAUGGUUUUAUUCUUACCUCGACGUCGGUUCAUGGUUUAGGUGUUAUGGUUGUGUUUACUGUUACAGGGAAAUCUACAUUUGAGCAAGAUCGUGUCAUCCCAUCAAAUGAUGUCAAGGCAUUAUGCUUUGGGACGGUCCCCAAUAUAUUCGAGGAAAAGGAAUACUUAGAAAAGGUGGAUACGGAAUCUCAAAGUUUAGAAUUGAAAUUUGGAAGUCAAGAUGAUGUGGACAUGACAUUGGAGUCACUUGGCUGUAAACCUCUAAUACUGGAACGAUAUAGGAAAGAUCACAGGCAUAUCUUCUCUGUAUCUUUUGAAAUCAUCGGCAUGCUCGGGAAGGUUACUCGAAUUCGUGGAAGCAAUUUCAAAAUGAUUCCCAACCCAACUCAAGAUCCUUGGUUGAAAAAAGCCGGUUCAAAACCCGCUUGGAGAGUCUCCAAACUGAUGACCAUCUUUCAGAAGAAACUUUGCGACAUUGUCGAAAAGGAAAGCAAUAUCUAUGGACCUUCCAGACCUCAUCCCUUCACCAAAGUUAUCGAACGAUGGCAGACUAUCCUCCGAUCUCUUAAUCCGGGAAAAGAAAUCGAUGAAUACAAUCUCAGCAUUGAAAUGCGCGAAAUGAUCCACAAUGCCAUAGACGAAGAAACAAAAUACCUCCUCCACGGUCUCAGACAAAAGGAUGUUCUUCAAGUCGUCGUUGCUCAUUUGGAUAAAGUGACGGAAAUUCUCGCACAGCCUAAAUCCUCUUUAAACUCCAUCGUUUCUGCCCAAAAGGAAGAACCUUUGCUGAAUGAAUAUUUCGAUAAGAUUCUACCUGCAGUUUCAGCACCUGUUAUUGAUGGAGAGGAGCUGAGUCUCUCGGAAAAGGAAAAGGAAACGGAAAAGGAAAAGGAAAAGAGAGCUACCAUCUGGGUCUCACUAAUGUUCAGAAUGUUGUGUUGGCUUUUGUUGCAUGAUUGGAAUAAAGAUGAUAGAUGCGGUGUUCCACCCGAUUUGAAGGGAAGUAGAAUGCCUGUUUUUAUUGGAUGAUGCUGGGAUGGACAAUAGGAAGAGAUGGAUGAUUUGGAGACAGGAGGACUGCGAUGAUGACAUUCACAGAUUGCUUUAUAUUCUUGCGAGUGCAUGGCUUAGUGGCGCUGGAAACAUAUCAUUAUUAUGGGGUUCUGGACGUUUAUGGCGCUAUGCAAAAUAGAGGAUCAUAGUACUCUUGCUGUCUUUAUGUAGAUAUACCCA
Botrytis cinerea B05.10 is the source of this 2180-nucleotide messenger RNA. RefSeq lists its product as hypothetical. The record is from RefSeq and is a predicted model, not a curated record. NCBI's taxonomy places the organism in Eukaryota, Fungi, Ascomycota, Leotiomycetes, Helotiales, Sclerotiniaceae. Bases 252 to 1976 code for a protein of 574 amino acids. The transcript has 2 exons.